AUGGAGGCUAAUAUGUCUAGUUUUUGUGGUCAAGAGAUAGAUGAGAGUAAAGUUACUUCUAUUUGCUCAGAAAAGGUUUGCUUUACUGAAGAGGGUAGUAAGGAAGAUAAACUGAAAUCUGCUAAAGCUGAGAUGGGUGAGGUGAAAGAAGAAAAUGAAAGAUUGAAGAUGAUGCUGGAGCAAGUUGAAAAGGAUUACCACUCUCUUCAAUUGUGUUUCUUUGACAUCCUUCAGAGAGAAACUUCAAAGAAAAGUGUAAAAGAUUCAGCUCCUUCCCAUGAUGAAGUGGAAGAACCUAUGCUUGUGUCACUUUCUCUCGGAAGAAGUCCAAGGGAGCCAAAAAAGGAUGCAAUAAUUGGUAACUCAAGCAAACCUAAAGAAAAAGAAGAUUUGGAAGCCAACCUUACCCUUGGUUUGGACUCCAAAACUCUGUCAUCAAUGGAACUGGUAUCUGAUCUCAGCCCCAUGAACAACUCAGAAGAACUAAAGGAAGCAGAAGCAGGUGGAACAUGUUCAACAAACAAGUCAGCAAGGACUAAAGAUGGUGAUGACGAAAUUUCAGAGCUAACACCCACCAAGAGAGCUAGAGUUUGUGUAAGAACUAGAUGUGAUACUCCCACGAUGAUUGAUGGAUGCCAGUGGAGGAAAUAUGGACAGAAGAUAGCAAAAGGAAAUCCAUGUCCAAGGGCUUACUAUCGUUGCACAGUUGCUCCAGCAUGCCCAGUCAGGAAACAGGUGCAAAGAUGUUCUGAGGACAUGUCCAUCUUAAUCACAACAUAUGAAGGAACACACAACCACCCACUUCCAGUUUCAGCCACAGCCAUGGCUUCAACCACUUCUGCUGCUGUAUCCAUGCUGUUGUCAGGUUCUUCAAUAUCUCAUCCUACAGGUCACAAUUCUGCAUCUUUUGGAAAUGCUCCUACAUUGUUCAAUGGUCUGAAUUUCAGUCAUUUUGGUCAAUCAAGAGCAAAACAGUCCUUCUUUCCAACCCCUACCUCUAAUUUGUUCCCAACAAUCACUCUAGACAUGACUUCCUCAUCAACUCAUGUCCAUUGUUUACCUUCAAGUUUUGCUUCAAGCCCAAGAUUCCCUCCAUCAAAUCUAAGCUUUUGCUACCCAGAACCCAACAUCCCACCAUCCUUUUGGGGCCAGGGACCUCCUAACAAUGGCACUAUGCCUAUAGAGAAAACCCACAUGAGGCCAGUUAAUCUAGGAAACCAAUUUCAAGAACAUAUCUACCAACACUGCAUCAAGAACCAAACUCCUUUCAGGGAUGUUUUGGAAGAAACACUAACCAAAGCAAUUAGCACAGACCCAAGUCUUCAGUCUGUAAUAGCUGCUGCAGUUUCAUCUUUAGGGGGACAAGGAUCUACCAAUGGGAACCAGGGUGGAGGAAUGAGUUUAGGUUCUGGCUUGAGCUUGAAACUUGGGGAGCAUACUCAAAAUGCUUCUUCCAAUCUCUUGAACCAAAAUGGGAAAGGAUGCCUAACAAGCUACUUCAACAGAUCAUCAUCUUCAAGUUCUCAGGGUGGAAACUUCAUGCUUCUCCAACCUUCAAGGCCAUUUUCACUCUCUGAGACAAACACACCUCCUUCCACAAUUGAUCACAUCAACCACUGGGUUCCAGAAAUCAAUUCACAUCAUUAG
Messenger RNA from Gastrolobium bilobum, 1647 nucleotides. Its product is annotated as WRKY transcription factor 72A-like. The coding region runs from base 1 to 1647 and encodes 548 amino acids. The transcript is spliced from 4 exons. Gene Ontology annotation, molecular function: DNA-binding transcription factor activity; sequence-specific DNA binding. The record is from RefSeq and is a predicted model, not a curated record. NCBI's taxonomy places the organism in Eukaryota, Viridiplantae, Streptophyta, Magnoliopsida, Fabales, Fabaceae. Gene Ontology annotation, biological process: regulation of DNA-templated transcription.